Aethina tumida (small hive beetle) is the source of this 1108-nucleotide messenger RNA. Its product is annotated as replication termination factor 2. The transcript has a single exon. The coding region runs from base 75 to 968 and encodes 297 amino acids. Gene Ontology annotation, cellular component: nucleus. Gene Ontology annotation, biological process: site-specific DNA replication termination at RTS1 barrier; mitotic DNA replication termination. Lineage: Eukaryota; Metazoa; Arthropoda; Insecta; Coleoptera; Nitidulidae. The record is from RefSeq and is a predicted model, not a curated record.
UAAUUCAUGACAAUCAUAACAAACAUAAAAUUUACUUUGUGUGCCAUACAUCGCAGUUAAGUAAUUUUAUAAGCAUGGGUUGUGAUGGUGGUACUAUUCCGCGUCGUGACGAACUCGUAAAAGUGAAAAAGAAACCCGAGGCGAAGGACAAAGACGCAGAACUCGCAUUCAAGUGGCAGUGUUGUACUAUAACACAGGAAUUAUUGCAAAAUCCCAUCGUCGUUUGUCACAUGGGCAAACUGUACUCGAAAAUGGCAUUGAUUGAAGCUCUACUGGACAGAAGCACACUUCCAAAAAGCCUCAAGUACAUCAAGAGUCUCAAGGAUGUUAAGGACCUUAACCUGACACCCAAUCCAGAAUAUAAGGCCGAUGAAAGGAAAAAAGAGGGAGCAAUUGAUCACCGUGCAGUCCCAUACAUUUGUCCAGUCCUGGGACUGGAAAUGAAUGGUAAAUACAGAUUUGUAGCACUAUGGAGUUGUGGCUGUGUGUUUUCAGAAAGGGCAUUGAAAGAAAUUGGCACACAUAAUUGUCACAAGUGUACCAAGCCAUUUGAGGAUGAGGAUGUUGUGGUGAUCAAUGGAAAUGAUGAAGAUUUGGAUCUAAUGAAAGUGAGGAUGGAACUUAGGCAAAUGAAAAAUAAAAAAAACAAAGAGAAGAAACCUAAAAUAAAAGUAGAAGAUGAAGAUGAGAAAAAAGACAACAGUUCACAAAAUGGUGAAAGCUCCAAGCUUAAAAGACCAAAUAUUGUAAAAGAGGAGGGUCCUAAUAAAAAGAUAAAAACCAUUGGAAAUGUUAUAGCCACAGGAAAAGUAAUGAGUCAGGAAGAAAUGAAGAAAAUGAAGCCAGAGUAUAGUAUUGCAAAGGAUAGGCAAGCCACAGAUGUAUACAAAUCAUUAUUUACUAGCCAUAAAUCUGAAAAAGAACAAGACAGGGCACAUUGGGUUACUUAUAAUCCUUUUUAUAAUUAGCAGGGUUUGUUAAUUUUAAAAUAAUAUAAUUAAUGUGUAAUUUACAUUUAAAAUAUAAUAAAUAUUUAUAUGAAAUAAUGUAUUUUUUCUACAAACUAAAAAAUGUUACUAUAAAUAAAGAAAAAAAGUUUAAUUUUUAA